UCGCUGUGCCCGCCCACAGCGGCGGCUCCUGAGGCGGCGCCGGAGCGGCGGCGGCGGUGGUAGUCGCGGUCCCCGCCCAGCGCUGUCGCCGCUGUGGUGCCCGGUCCGCGCGGCGGCCGCCCAGCCCCUCGGUCCGGCGGGCGAUGGUGCGGCGGGGCGAGCGGACGCGGGCAUGACAGAGGAUGGAAGGACUGGACGAGGUGUCGGCGCGGGAGCAGCACUUCCACAGCCAAGUGCGGGAGUCCACGAUAUGUUUCCUUCUUUUUGCCAUUCUCUACAUCGUUUCCUACUUCAUCAUCACAAGAUACAAGAGGAAAUCAGAUGAACAAGAAGAUGAAGAUGCCAUAGUCAACAGGAUUUCGUUGUUUCUGUGCACGUUCACACUCGCAGUGUCCGCGGGGGCUGUGCUGCUCUUACCCUUCUCCAUCAUCAGCAACGAAAUCCUCCUUUCCUUUCCUCACAGCUACUACAUUCAGUGGCUCAAUGGCUCCCUGAUCCAUGGUCUGUGGAACCUCGCUUCUCUCUUCUCCAACCUUUGUUUGUUUGUCUUGAUGCCCUUUGCCUUUUUCUUCCUGGAAUCAGAAGGUUUUGCUGGCCUGAAAAAGGGACUCCGAGCCCGAAUCUUGGAGACGCUGGUCAUGCUCCUGCUCCUGGCGCUGCUGAUCCUGGGGAUGGUGUGGGUGGCCUCCGCGCUCGUGGACAAGGACGCGGCGAGCAGGGAGUCUCUGUACGAUCUCUGGGAGUUCUAUCUGCCCUACUUGUACUCCUGUGUAUCACUCAUGGGAUGUCUGCUGCUGCUCUUGUGCACCCCGGUCGGCCUGUCCCGCAUGUUCGCCAUCAUGGGCCAGCUGCUGGUGAAGCCGGCGAUCCUGGAGGACCUGGACGAGCAGAUGUACAUCGUUGCCCUCGAGGAGGAGGCGCUGCAGAGACGGCUCAUCGGACUGUCUUCAUCCGUGGACUACAAUGUAAUGGAGCUGGAACAAGAACUUGAAAAUGUAAAGAUUUUUAAGACAAAAUUAGAGAGGCGAAAGAAGGCAUCGGCUUGGGAAAGAAAUUUGGUGUAUCCUGCGGUUAUGGUUCUCCUUCUCAUUGAGACGUCCAUCUCGGUCAUCCUGGUGGCUUGUAAUAUCCUUUGCCUGUUGGUUGAUGAAACAGCAAUGCCAAAGGGAACGAGGGGGCCUGGGAUAGGAAAUGCCUCGCUCUCUGCUUUUGGUUUUGUGGGAGCGGCACUUGAAAUCAUUUUGAUUUUCUAUCUGAUGGUGUCCUCUGUCGUCGGUUUCUAUAGCCUCCGCUUUUUUGGAGACUUUAUUCCCAAGAAGGAUGACACGACCAUGACAAAGAUCAUCGGGAACUGCGUGUCGCUCCUGGUCCUGAGCUCAGCUCUGCCUGUGAUGUCCAGAACCCUGGGAAUCACUAGAUUCGAUCUUCUGGGAGACUUCGGAAGGUUUAACUGGCUGGGAAAUUUCUACAUCGUGUUAUCCUACAAUCUGCUUUUCGCUGUGGUGACCACACUGUGUCUGGUCAGAAAAUUCACCUCCGCGGUCCGGGAAGAGCUCCUCAAGGCCCUAGGGCUCCACAAGCUGCACUUAUCCAGGGCGCCCCGGGAGUCGGACGCCGCCAAGCCGUCCGCCAACGGGCACCAGAAGGUCCUGUGAGCCGCUCACACAGCGCAGACGCCGAGUGGCUCGGACAUUCCGUCCCACACUCACGUUCUAAUGUCUCCUGGGAACCUGCGGGGCGUGGGUGCCAGCCCACACCCACGCCUGCUCCGUGGGGACGGCCACCAGGAGGCAGCCAGAAAGCUAGGGCCUCCGAGGACUUGCCCCGCCAGGACCUGCACCCGCGGAGGCUGCUGGCGGCACCUGGUGCUGGGACAGGAGGUGCCAAGGGCGCCGGGCGAGGCCAGGGCGUGCACCGGUGCAGGAGGGUGUGCCUGGGACGUGGGAGCUGCGUGGCGCCCGUGAUAUUUCCCACGUCCUUGACGCAGGACAAAGCACACUUCAGAUUUAGUCACAGAGGAGAGUCCGGGGAACACCGGGAACUCAACCCCACGCCUGGCCAGCCCUGCACCACCAAGGUGGGAGGGAGUGGCCAGCCGGCUCCAAGUUCAUGGCCGGUCAGUGUCUCCUCUCCUGGCACAGCUGCCAGUGUGAGACCCUGGCAGUGCUUUCCUCACAGGCUGUAGGACUCCAUUUUUAAGCCCCUUUUCUAAACUCCACUCCUCCCUGUGUCCUUCCUGAACUCAGCACUCCUGGUAGAAGCCAGUUUCUUUUGCCGCCUCAGGCUUCACCUCAAACCUGAAAACGCACAGCAUCUGGUUCAGGCGUAAGAAGAGUUUGGCCGAGUAUCUGAUCUGCUAGCCGCUCCCUUGUUAAGCUGUAAAUAAUUCUCGGGUCCUGUCGUGGCCCCACAUCCACUGAAUAAAGUUGUCCCCCAGGAGACUGAGUUCUGUCAGUCAAGCGUGCCGAAUCCAAGGGCGCCCCGCCCACACAGCCCUAAAUCCGGUCUCUACAUGUCUCUACAUACACAGGUAUGUUCACAUGUCUGUAAAUACGUACAUAUAUUCAUAUGCACUGUGUGUGCAAUGAGCCAUCUAUGCAGGCAACAGUAAAGUAACUUUUUUCUCAGAUUGUUGCAUUUAAAGCUUUUUUUGAGGGGAGAAAUUAUGAAAACCAGGCUGUGUAUAUUGGACAUCAAAACAUUUCCACUGAGAGUCAAAAUAAGAAAAAUGAAUGUGUGUUUGCAAGCUCCACUGACGGGGCCUGCCCUCCGUGUACACCACCUGCCUUUGGAGCCCCGUGAGAUGCAGGUCCCUAACAAACUGAGGUCUGAACAGCACCGGCCUCGUGGCCGCCGGCAGGCGCGCACCCAGGAGGCCCAUCAGGCCUGCUGCCUGCACCCUGCAGCCGCCUGUGGGCACCGGUGCCAGCGGUGGCUUUCUCGGGAACGUGUGGGAGCCGGCCCUGGGACAGACGGCCACGGAAGAAGACGGGCUUCCUUCAGGAGAGGGGUGCUGCCCAGGACCCAGUCCAGGCACAUCCCGGCAGAGUUCUGGGCACGUGCGAGACGUCCGACCGUCUUUCCGUGUUUGUGUCGGGUCUGUUCUCUGAGCACUUCUCUCUGAAGACUGAGCCACCGGCCGGGCCUCCCAGGGAGGCUGCUGCGGACACCCACGCACAGGCCCUGCCGGUCACAGCCAUGAGGGCUCUGCAGGCUGGUCCCUGCACACGGGCCUGCAGGGACCUGUCAGUGAGGACUGGCCAAGGCCAGCAGCUGUCCCCAAAGUGGCACUGGCCCUCGUGACCACAGGCCUCCCCAUUCCUACCUCCUGCGUCUUUUCUGAAGGUGUUAGGCCUGGGGGUACAGGUUCCUUGAGGAGACUCAGCCAAGUCCGGUCAUUACUUGGUUCUACAUAUUUAGAUAAAAUAUUUUAAAAUUAUAAAAUUA
Molecule: messenger RNA, 3447 nt
Organism: Pipistrellus kuhlii (Kuhl's pipistrelle)
Lineage: Eukaryota; Metazoa; Chordata; Mammalia; Chiroptera; Vespertilionidae
Gene: LMBR1
Product: limb development membrane protein 1
Exons: 17
Coding region: 183-1655 (490 amino acids)
Biological process (GO): signal transduction
Molecular function (GO): transmembrane signaling receptor activity
Source: RefSeq, a predicted model, not a curated record